ACUCUCGACCCAUUCACUCUCCUCCAAACCUAUGAUUCCGACCUCAACCCUUCUCGCCCCGUCAAGUCCUCCCCGCUCGCCUCCUCCACAAUCGCUGGUCUACCCCUCGAACUCCUCGACCGCCUCAAAGCCUUCCCCCUCUUCCGCUCCGCCCCCGAAUCUUUCCUCCUCAGCAUUGGCCGCAGCCUGCGUCCCAAUGUCUACGUCUCCUCCCAGGAGAUUAUCCGCGAGGGGGAAGAUGCAAAGGCUAUGUACUGGCUGGUGCGCGGCGCCGUCCGUGUCACCAGCCGCGAUGGCGAGAGCACCUACGCCGAGUUGAAGCCUGGGGCUUUCUUUGGGGAGAUUGGUAUCCUGAUGGACGUGCCACGCACAGCGAGCGUGGUGGCCGCUGUCAAGAGUAUGGUGGUGCGAUUGAACAAGGAGGACCUGCAGAAAGAGCUCCCGCUUUACCCGGAGGUGGAGCGAGCUAUUCGUGAAGAGGCAGUGGAGCGGUUGACAAUUUUGGAGCGGAAGAAGCAGGAGCGGAGAACGUUGGUUGUCAAAGCCGACGGUCACAUGCAACCUCCCGCGGCGCCCAGGAAACGUUCGAGAGAUUGGAUGGCGGGAGAUGUGGAGAUGGGAGAUGUUGGAGCAUUGAUUGAUGGGGAGGUUGUAUCGAACAAGAGGAGGAAAUCCCCGUCCCCUGGUCUAGCAGAGAUCGCGGCCGGCGGUGCGGCAUUGGACAACACCCCCUUAACCAUCCGCGAGCUUCUCAAAGAGUUGCCGCUCUUCUCUGGCCUGCCGAGCGAGAUUCUGCAUUUCCUGGGCCUGAAUGCGCACCCGAAAUCCUUUGCCCCGUUCACCGAAAUCCUCAAAGAAGGCAGCAUGGGUCGGGAUGUCUACUUCAUCAUCAAGGGCGUCGUGGAAGUGGUGAAAGCUGCGCCGGAAGGGAGAAGGAGUUCCGCGUCAUUACACACGAAAGCCGAUCCCGUGCGACAAGAAGUGAAGGCGAGACUCAAGACGGGCCAGUACUUUGGGGAAGUUACCAGCUUAUCUUUGGCGCCCAGACGUACUGCAACGGUGCGAAGCGUUAGUGAGGUGGAGUGCUUGACGAUCAGCGGAGAAGUGUUGGAUCAGUUGUGGAAGAUGUGCGACGGCAAUGUGCGGCGACAAAUCGAGCAUGAGGCGAAACGACGACUGGAGGAGGCGAAGAAAGAUGCCGACGUGCAGAUGAAGGAUGUGGAGGCGAUCGGUGGCCCAGCACCCAUUCCCGUGAAGCAAGUGCAAGCCGAUGGGGCGCAAGAUGAGCAAAAUGACUGGCGAGCGGAGUUGCCAACGGUGGUGUUCGACGAGCCGCCUCUCGACAUCGCCGCCGGCCACUCUCCCCAGAUCGAGCCCAUCGACCCGGACCCGUUUUUCAAUCCGGACCUCGACAACAUUCGCGCCAAAUCUCGACGCUCAUCACUUGCCCCGCCGCUCCCAGGCCCCGAUGGACAGACUUCGCCGCUCUUCGCAGUGGAGCAACGCACACCGAGUCCGCCUGCUAUCCGGCUGCUUAAUUCCUCUCCACUCCGCCCUCGUGAUGCUCCCGCGCGAACUGCAUCGCCCUCAUCGCCAGCAAUAGUCUCGCCAGCAGUCUCACGCAGACCGAGUCUGGCCCGUCCGCCUUCCACUCUUGCCGAAAAACGACUUCCAGAGUCCAUACUCGCGCUCGUGUUCCAGCACCUCGAUCUCCUCGAUCUCAUGCGCCUACGCCUUGUUUCGAGACACUGGUGGCAAUUCCUCAACACCUCCCCCGACAUCUUGCAUCAUCUCAAUCUCUCACAGUACAACCGAUACGUCACCGACGAAGUGCUUCGAGACAUCAUCGUGCCCUUCGCCGGCAGUCGACCCAAGGAAAUCGAUCUGAGCAACUGCUUCCACGUUACGGACGAGGGUUUCCGCUCCCUGACCGACGCGUGUGGCGAGGGCGCCAAAGUAUGGAAGAUGAAGAGCGUUUGGGACGUGCAGGGCCCUGCUGUACUGGCAUUGGUCGAAAAAGCUAAGGGCCUAGAAGAGAUUGAUCUGAGCAAUUGCCGGAAAGUAGGCGACAACCUCCUCGCGAGAGUUGUAGGCUGGAUCGUGCCCAACGACUUGGGUGGCGGCGCUCUCCAUCCACAACAGCCACCGCCACCUCCACACUCCAGAAGAGCAGGGAACAGACAUCGACAACAGCAACAACUGCCUCUGACAGCCACGCAAGCCAACCAGCCUCCUCCACCGCCCGGCACAGUCAUAGGCGCUAGCAACCUCAAGCGCCUCACCCUGAGCUACUGCAAACACAUCCAAGACCGCAGCAUGGCGCACAUCGCCGUGCACGCCUCCGAGCGCCUCGAGAGCCUCGACCUCACGCGCUGCACCAGCAUCUCCGACGCCGGCUUCCACUCCUGGAGCAUCUACGACUUCAAGAAUCUCCGCAAGCUCGUGCUGGCCGACUGCACGUACCUCACCGACCAGGCAAUUGUGGGCGUCGUAGGUGGCUGCCGCAGCUUGCGCGAGCUGGACUUGUCUUUUUGUUGUGCGCUCUCUGAUACGGCCACGGAAGUCCUCGCGCUCGGCUUGCCUGCUCUGCGAUCCCUCAAUAUGGCCUUCUGCGGCUCCGCUGUGUCGGAUAACAGCCUGCGCUGUAUUGGACUGCACCUCCUCGAAUUGCGGUAUUUGUGCGUCAGAGGGUGUGUGCGCGUGACGGGGCAAGGGGUCGACAGUGUUGUUGAGGGGUGUCGGCACUUGGAGGAGCUAGACGUGAGCCAGUGCAAGAAUUUACGGCCUUGGCUUGACCGAGGCGGGGUUCAGAAAGUGAAUGGUGUCUGGAAGCGGAAGGUUGUGUUUAGCACUGUGGCUGAUGGGACCUGGAGG
This is a messenger RNA of Neohortaea acidophila, 2874 nucleotides long. RefSeq lists its product as uncharacterized. Gene Ontology annotation, molecular function: protein binding; protein-containing complex binding. The record is from RefSeq and is a predicted model, not a curated record. The annotation marks the transcript as partial. Lineage: Eukaryota; Fungi; Ascomycota; Dothideomycetes; Mycosphaerellales; Teratosphaeriaceae. The transcript has a single exon.